Sipha flava (yellow sugarcane aphid) is the source of this 1302-nucleotide messenger RNA. RefSeq lists its product as uncharacterized. Bases 355 to 1233 code for a protein of 292 amino acids. The transcript has 6 exons. Lineage: Eukaryota; Metazoa; Arthropoda; Insecta; Hemiptera; Aphididae. The record is from RefSeq and is a predicted model, not a curated record. Gene Ontology annotation, molecular function: protein binding; NAD+ poly-ADP-ribosyltransferase activity.
UAUAAUAAUGUUAUAUAAUUUAUGUAACACGUUUCAAGUGUUUUCACUGCGUAUUAAUUCGUGGUAUAAGCUGCUAAAUUGCUAAAAAUAUAAUUAUUACGAAAACUUCCCUGGGUGUACCGAUAUAACGAUCCUUAGUAAACCAUUGACAAUAAUAAUAUAUUGACUCCGUAUUUUGAGAAUCCGUCCGUUGUUUUAGUUAUCGACGAUUAACAAAUGGUGAUCGUUUUCAAGGAAAAUUAAAUAUUAUUUAUAUUUUAUUUGGAAACGAGGUGCGCCACGAAUGAGUAAUCGUAAACACCUCAACCGCACUCCUACAGUCCUACAUGUCACGUCAGCAAUAAACAAAUAAACAUGAAUAAACGUCAAAAAUUGUCCAUAUCGGACUUUUUCAAUAAAAAGAAAAACAAUAACCAAGCUGAAAAUAUGAAUUUUUCUAUUGAACCUUUUACUAUUGAUUCAGAACUGUAUAAUAUUAAAGAGAUUAGACGUUUAUAUGAUCUGUUUGAUGUAAUUAGUGUUCACAAAGUUCAAAAUCCUCUUUUAUGGGGUUUGUAUACCCUGAAAAAAAAUGAAAUGGAGUUUAAUGAUGAUACUUACGAAGUCAAUGAAUGGCUUUUAUAUCAUGUUACAGCAACAAAAAAUGUUCAGUCAAUCGCUGAAAAUAAUUUGGAUUGGCGUUAUACAAGUCGUUGUAGAUAUGGAAAAGGUGUAUGCUUUUCAUAUUGUCCAUUAUAUGCUAAUAGAUAUGCAUCAUGUGCUAUUGGAUCAACACAUGAAGUUGAAUAUGAUGAGAAUUUAAUGCAUAAACUUUUGACAAUGGGAUUUCCAAAAGAAGCAGUUAAAAAAGCUUUAUUUUUUACAUUUAAUCAAGGAAUAGACCAAGCAACUAAAUGGCUUUUGGAUCAUAUUACAGAUCAUAAUUAUGCUGAAACUUUUGUACCAUCUAGACGUAAUUUUAAUAAUGAAAUGUUGGUCGAGCGAGCAUUUAUUAUUUGUAGAGUUUUAGUACAAAAAAUUAAAGAUAUUAGUGUCAAUUAUGGUUUAAAUAUGAUACCCAAUUCAUUUGAUACAGCUCUAUCAAAAAAUGGUAUGGUAUAUGUCAAAUUUAAUGACUAUGAAUUUUAUCCUCAGUAUAUAGUGUAUUAUAGAGAGCAUAAUGUAUCUCAAUAUGUUGAUAAGAAUAGUUAUAAUUUCAAUAGUAAUCAAAAUUGUUAUUAUAAUCAGAACUAGAUAUUUAAUCAUAAUAUUGAUGACUAAGAUAAUUUCUUUUGAUGUAAUAUAAACGUAAAUAUUUAAAAA